CUGACGCAGCGUCGUCCUCGGCGCGCUCCUCGGCAAGGCCAGUUGACAGUGAAGCAACUGCAGCCGGAGGACCGCUCAAGCAGCCGAAGCAGCCGGAGGACUGCCGAAGCAGCCGGAGGUCUGCCGAAGCAGCCGGAGGUCUGCCGAAGCAGUCGGAGGACUGCCAAAGCAGUCGGAGGACUGCCAAAACAGUCGGAGGACUGCCAAAACAGUCGGAGGACUGCCAAAGCAGUCGGAGGACUGCCAAAGCAGUCGGAGGACUGCCAAAGCAGCUGA
Molecule: messenger RNA, 276 nt
Organism: Danaus chrysippus (African queen)
Lineage: Eukaryota; Metazoa; Arthropoda; Insecta; Lepidoptera; Nymphalidae
Source: the annotation of a GenBank genome assembly